AUGACUGGAUCCAAUCGCCAACCUCUGGCUUCUUCUGUUUCACCUAAUAACAGCAGUAAUCCGUCCUCUUCGUCAGCAGUUAAGAACCCCAAAAACCGGAAUGCCCACCACUCUCGCAAGACUUCUUGGGCUUCCGGUCUCGAUAAAGGCGGCGAACCAUCCCCGGACUUUCCUUACCCUCAACAACGCCGUCGCGCGGACUCUCUAGCCCACGUCUCAGAGGGCUCUUCUGGCCGCUACGAGGAAGACGACGAGGCUGCCUCAGCCUCUAACAUGGCGCUGAGGAACACCUCCCUCGAUUGGACUGAGGGCCAUGCGCGCUCCCGGUCUCAGAGUCAGCCGCAGAUGUCGGCCUUUGAUCCGAUCGAAACGUCCCCCGGGCGCCCUGGGCCCGUGACCUGGAUGUCGCUGCCCCGGAAGAAACAGCUGGCAUUGCUGGGUCUCUGCCGUGUGUUUGAUUUUCUUCAGAUUGCCUCUUUGCAAGCGUAUAUGUUUUAUCAGCUCAAGUCUUUUGAUGAGACUCUUUCCGAUUCGGAUGUUUCUACUCAAGCUGGGAUUCUUCAGGGUGCAUUUACGGCUGCGCAGUUUGCGACAGCUAUUCCCUGGGGUCGGGUUGCAGAUGCCGAGUGGGGUGGGCGCAAGUUUGUCCUUCUUGUUGGUUUGUUAGGGACUGCGGUCUCCUGUUUGGGUGUCGCCUACUCGACGUCGUUCGCGCAGGCCGUGUUCUGGCGGUCGUUUGGUGGCGCCAUCAACGGCACCGUUGGAAUUAUCCGCACUAUGAUUGCGGAGAAUGUGAAGGAGAAGAAGUAUCAUUCAAGAGCAUUCUUGAUUCUACCAAUCGGCUUCAACAUUGCCGCUCUUUUUGGACCUGUCAUGGGUGGAAUGCUUUCCGACCCGGUCAGGAGUUACCCACGGCUCUUCGGGCCCAACUCCUCCUUUGGAGGUGAGAAUGGUGUCGAGUGGCUUAUGCGCUAUCCAUAUGCGCUACCCAUGUUGGCUAAUGCAGUUUUCCUCACAUUCUGUGCUGGUUGCGUCGCUCUCGGCCUUGAGGAGACCCUCCAAGCGUGCAAAGGAAAGCCUGGCCUCGGCGUGUUUUGUAAACGACUUGUUUCUCGCGGCGUCAAAGCGGUUAUUCCCUCAUCAUCGCCUCUAUACUCGAGAUUACCGUUCGCCGACUACGACGAGUCCGGUCCACUACUCAGUCGCCAAAAUGAGUCGUACGAGCUUGAAGAGAAGGCAGCCAAGCCUGGCCGACAUGCUCGUGUCCUUCCAUUCCGACAGAUCUGGACUAAGAACGUCUUGAGCACUCUCUUGGCACAAGCCUUCUUCGACUUCCAGAUGGGUGCAUUCAACAACCUCUGGCUCCUCUUCCUCUCAACGCCUCGCUACGACUCCAACGACCCCGCCAGCCCCGUCCAAAGACUCCCCUUUGUCUUCACCGGUGGUCUAGGCAUGCUCCCCCAAAGCGUCGGCUUCGCCACCGCAAUCCUCGGCGUUAUCGGCAUGAUGCUUCAAUUCACCAUCUACCCCUCCAUUAACAGCCGUCUCGGAACCGCCAAGAGCUACCAAUACUUUCUCACCCUCUUCCCUGUCGCCUACGCCUUCGCCCCCUACAUUGCCCUCGCACCGUCCACCACCCCACCCCCAGGCCAAGCAAACGGAGGCUGGGUGUGGUUCUCCAUUAUCGUCGUCCUCUUCCUGCAAGUCACAGCCCGCACGUUCACGCUCCCGACGUCAAUCAUCCUACUCAACAACUGCUCCCCGCACCCCUCUGUGCUGGGCACCAUUCACGGAAUCGGACAAUCCGUCUCCUCGGCCUUCCGAACCAUCGGACCGAUUUUUUCGGGAGCAUGGUAUGGCUAUGGCCUUGAGAUUGGAACAGUCGGCUUCGCAUGGUGGCUUAUCGCACUUGUCUCUGUCUUUGGCUGCGUCGCUGCUAUCUUCGUCUACGAAGGUUCUGGACACGAGGUUUACCUUCCCGGUGAGGAAGAGGAUAUGUGA
This is a messenger RNA of Aspergillus calidoustus, 2001 nucleotides long. The record is from the annotation of a GenBank genome assembly. NCBI's taxonomy places the organism in Eukaryota, Fungi, Ascomycota, Eurotiomycetes, Eurotiales, Aspergillaceae.